UCUCUCUCUCUCUCUCUCUCUUCAACCUCCUAGCUAGCUAGCUCUCUCCUGGCGCCCGAUCCAAAUUGAAGAGGAAAAAGUUUUCUAAACAUGGAAGGCUUGAUUUUAUUUAUUGGGGUCAUAGGCAACAUCAUCUCAGUGCUAAUGUUCCUUGCUCCUGUCGGAACGUUCUGGAGAAUUGUAAAGCACCGAUCGACGGAGGACUUCGAGAGUCUGCCUUAUGUUUGCACAUUCCUCAACUCCUUCUUGUGGACUUACUAUGGAAUUAUAAGGCCCAACGGAGGAUUUCUUGUGGCCACUGUCAAUGGUUUUGGUGUCGUUGUUGAGAUUAUCUACCUUAUUUUGUUUCUAGUAUAUGCCCCAGCAAAGAUGAGGGCAAAGACGGCCAUCUUGAUUGGAACCUUGGAUGUGGGUUUCCUAGCAGCGGCCAUUUUAGCUACCUGGCUGGCAUUGCAGGGAAAGACACGUAUUGCUGCACUAGGGUUCAUUUGUGCAGGCUUAAACAUCUUGAUGUACGGCUCGCCGCUAGUUGCCAUGAAAACAGUGAUAACAACUAAGAGUGUGGAGUACAUGCCAUUCUUCCUCUCAUUUUUCUUUUUCCUCAACGGAGGGGUAUGGACUCUCUAUGCUUGGCUCAUACGAGAUGUUUUCCUUGGGGUACCAAACGGGAUUGGGUUUCUUCUUGGAACAACGCAGCUAGUGCUGUAUGCGAUUUACAGAAAUGCCAAACCGGCCGAUAAUAUUUCAAGUGGGCUGCUGGAAGAAGGAAGGCAACAUGAACCUCUUAUCUCACCUUCUUCUGCUACUCUAUCACACCAAAAAAAUGGAGAAAUAUUGGAGACCACUUAAUUAGCUAGCUACACCCAACACCUCUAGUGUUCUUAAAUCGUCUGUUUUUAUGGCUCUUUUUUUUUUUUCUUCUUCUUUUUUCCUUCCUGUGCAAGUGUGUUUGGGGAGUCAAUGCAUUAGGUGUAUAGGUUAGGUGCAUGUGAUAAAACAGAAAAGAAAAAAGAAAAUGAGGGAGAGAGAGCGAGCAUUAUUUUGUAAGGCCUGUAUACGUACUGGUAUGGUAUGCAUAAAUGUUUGUUCAUCUUCUUAGGGGGAGGCCCCUUGCUUGCCAAUGCCAUGAUCUAAUGAGUAGGCUACGUACUGGGCUCACUUACGGCCUGCUCUUAUUCCCAUCUCUUUAGUAUUGGGUUUAUACUAAGAACUCCACCCAAUUUCCCCUUAUUUAUUUAAUUUUAUUUUUGGUAUGUGAUAUUAGAGGACGGAGAAUUGAAUAUGAACUGAAUUCAAAGGUAAA
Messenger RNA from Prunus mume (Japanese apricot), 1303 nucleotides. It is a transcript of the gene SWEET17, whose product is annotated as Nodulin MtN3 family protein. Gene Ontology annotation, biological process: carbohydrate transport. Gene Ontology annotation, cellular component: membrane. Gene Ontology annotation, molecular function: sugar transmembrane transporter activity. The record is from RefSeq and is a predicted model, not a curated record. NCBI's taxonomy places the organism in Eukaryota, Viridiplantae, Streptophyta, Magnoliopsida, Rosales, Rosaceae.